Messenger RNA from Contarinia nasturtii (swede midge), 2350 nucleotides. Its product is annotated as protein kinase C-binding protein 1-like. The coding region runs from base 118 to 2106 and encodes 662 amino acids. The transcript has 5 exons. NCBI's taxonomy places the organism in Eukaryota, Metazoa, Arthropoda, Insecta, Diptera, Cecidomyiidae. The record is from RefSeq and is a predicted model, not a curated record. Gene Ontology annotation, molecular function: protein binding.
UAGAGUGUGCACACGUUUUGGUCUUGUUAUUAUCGUCGAACAAAAAAGUUUGAAAAUUUCCAAAUCAAAUUAAAUUGAAAUUAAUUCGAUCGAAAGGUAAAUUGAUAAUUUUUCAUCAUGAGCACUGCUGUUACAGUAGUAAAAGAUGUUGAAGACGUGAAUAAUCGCGAAAAACCGAGUGUAGCGGAUUCAACACAAAACAUUGAAUUGCGGUUGUUGAAUCACACCAUGGAUGAAAUUAUGAAUGCAAAAACAUAUAAAAAAUUGUGGAAGAAAUUGUUGGACGACGAUGAUAAUGUUGAAACCGAUGGAUUAAAAGGAAUCCAAUCCAAGGUUCAGAAAUACCAAUACAACGAUUUGGAAGAAUUCAUGGACGAUAUCAAGCAACUGUCUCGGUGCUACAAUGCCCAUUAUCCAAAAACUAUCACUAUUCAAAAUGCGGUAGAGGCAUUGCUCGAUUGGUGCAAACGUGAUGUGAACAGCAUUCAAACGUGCCCAGAUUGCUUCGAGAAUUACUUUGUUGAUGAGAAAAACUACUUUACAAUGGUGUGCACAAAGCCGCAUUUGUUGGUAUUUGCCCAACUGGAAAAUUACCCUGCCUGGCCAGCUAAAGUGAUGAAAGUCGAAGAGAAUGUGGUGAAUGUUGAAUUUUUUGGUGACCAUACGGAAGAUGAUGUCCCAUUUGAAAAGUGUUAUUUGUACACUUAUGCGAUGGCCCACCAAAAAACCCGAAAACUUAACUUGAAAAUAGCGCUCAACGAACUGGAUGUCCACGUUGAAAAUGUCAAGGCAAGAUAUGGUUCAUUUGUUCCGUUCCCAUCGAAAGUGCCCAUUAGUGCUGACAAUUGGCAAGCCCAAUUAAAACUAAUGAUGCCCGGUGCAUUCGAUGGAUCACAAGAAAAUUUUCAAAUUGAAAUAUCGUCAUCGGAUGAUGAAUCAGUAAAUAGUGCCGAAGAAGCAUUGAACUUAACAGUUGACGCAAAUUCAACAACUGAUAUGUCCAAACAAGAAUCGACUUCGAUGGAUCAAAGCCGAAAUGAGGCCAAGCGAAAGAAACAACCAAAUGAUGAUGAUUCAGAUUCGUCGUCGGUUUAUUCUGAAUCGGAAGAAGUUUUUUCCCCAAACAAGAAGCAUCGUCGUUCUUCAGUUGUGUACGAAGGUGAUACAGAAAACAAUGGUCAAUUGGAAGACGACGAAACUCAAGACAUUGUAUUUGACGAAGAAGAGAAUGGGUUGAACGGAAGCAACGUUUCAGAAAACGAAAUGCAAGAGAAGACGAUGGAUGCUGACAACGAGCAAGAGGCCGCAUCGCAAAAGGACGAAACACAGGUCAAUGAAAAUGUGGUCGAAGAUAAAGAACAAGAAGGCGAUGGUCAGGACACCGAAAUGCCACAGGACAAAGCUCAAAAUUCUGAAUCGCAAGACGAUGAAAAUGAAACGGAACCAAAUCUGGUACAAGCCAAUGUACAAGAUAAGGUACCAGAUGACAAUGAACAGCAAGUUCAAUCACAAACUGGCGACGGUCAUGACAUGCAAAUGACACAAGACAAGGUGCCAGAAGAAGGUGAGCCCAAUGUUGAUCCGCAAGAAGAUAAUGACGUCGAAAUAUCACAGGUCAACAGAGAUAAACAAAUCGAAUCACAACCAACAAACGGUAUGCAACAACAAGAAGGUUCACAAGACGAAGACGACAAUGAACGACGUGACGUGCAAGAAUUGACAACAAACACCGAAAAUAAUACGGCCGAUACGAAUGGUAGUGGUAACGAUUCUGGCAACAUAUUACAUGCUGAAGCCGGCGAUGCUCCAUUCACAUCUCGUGCAUUGAUUGGCACAAUGAAGGCCAGACUUGAAAUAAUGAACGAAGAUAAAUUGGACGCUUUGAUUCGUUUGAAAGAUUUGAAAGAAACCAAGGCCAAACUCAAAAAUGAUAUCGCCGAAUUGGACGAUAAAAUCCAGAAUAUGAAAUAUCAAAUUUUCGUGACCGAACAUGAAGUCAUGUGCACAGAAUGCGGUACUUCAUUGCGUGGUGAAAAAUACUUUUGCAGCACCAGCUGUGAAAAUGUAUACAUAGAAAAUGCCCGAUUGAAAAGUCGUCAGGACUAAAGAACCUGAUCGUUCGCAACAACAACGGAGUAAUCUAACUACUUCAUCACAAACAUUCGCUUUUUUUUUCAUUUUUUAUAGUUGAAUUUUUUCCGUUUUCAUUAAUAUUUAUUCUGAAGGUACAUUUAUUUAAUAUAAAAGUUCCGUUCUAUAACCAAAAAAAAAACAUUAGUUCGUUAAAUAUGUUAACUUUAUUUUGCCGAAAUAAAAGAUGUUUUUUGUAUUAUUUUUUCCAAAUCUGGAA